Messenger RNA from Pseudomassariella vexata, 681 nucleotides. RefSeq lists its product as uncharacterized. The transcript has 5 exons. Gene Ontology annotation, cellular component: proton-transporting two-sector ATPase complex, proton-transporting domain. Gene Ontology annotation, molecular function: proton transmembrane transporter activity. Gene Ontology annotation, biological process: proton transmembrane transport. Lineage: Eukaryota; Fungi; Ascomycota; Sordariomycetes; Amphisphaeriales; Pseudomassariaceae. The record is from RefSeq and is a predicted model, not a curated record. Bases 1 to 453 code for a protein of 150 amino acids.
AUGAACGUUUUAGACUCGGCUGGCCUUUACAACCCUGAGCGCUGCCCUGCAUACGGCUCCUUCUUCAGCGCCAUGAGAUGCGCAGCCGUCAUCUUUACCGUGUUCGGUGCCUCCUAUGGCACAGCAAAGUCCAGCAUGGCCAUCUGCGCGACUGGCAUCAUCCGGCCCGAGCGACUUAUGCAGAACACUGAUCUGGUGGAGCAGAUGCCGAAUCACCAGGACUUUCUCCAGCUCGGGGCCGGCUUGAGCAUGGGACUUUGCGGGCUUGCUGCGGGAUCCCCUAUUGGUAUCGUUGGAGAUGCUGGAGUGAGAGCCAGUAUGCAGCAGCCGCGUCUCUGCGUUGGAUUGAUUCUGCUCCUUGUCUUUGCCGGGGUUCCUGGUCUCUACGGUGUCAUUGUUUCCAUCCUCAUACUCACAAAGUCCCGCCAGAACGUGAACAAGUGUCGCUUUUAAGGCGUUUAUGUUGCGUGGCCAUAUGUUGCUCCUGUGAGGUCUUACGACGGGGCACCGAGACGGAAACUGUAAUCACUACGAUAUGAGAAUGGACGAGAGCGAGUAGAAGACAAAUUUCAAUCCAAGCUGUAUUCCAAGGAUACUUCAUGAAUUAAAUGAGAGACUUUCUGGCAGGAGACAGUCAAUUGUGCUUCCCGCUAUUGACUCCAGCUAAGAUAUUUGUCAACG